Molecule: messenger RNA, 1514 nt
Organism: Olea europaea var. sylvestris
Lineage: Eukaryota; Viridiplantae; Streptophyta; Magnoliopsida; Lamiales; Oleaceae
Product: heavy metal-associated isoprenylated plant protein 5-like
Exons: 4
Coding region: 591-1298 (235 amino acids)
Molecular function (GO): metal ion binding
Source: RefSeq, a predicted model, not a curated record
UCUAUCCUAAUCUUGCAAGAUUCCUGGGAAAUUCAUUCUCCUUACUAAGCCUAUAAAUUGGAGCCUUCACCUUCAUUUUAUACACACCAAAAUCUGAGAGAAAAACCAAGAAGAAGGAACUUUCCUUGCUUUGUGCAAUACACGACACUUCCUCUGCCUUUCUUUGUGAAUUUGUCUGUGACUAAAAAUGGCCUUCAAAUUGAAAAUACCUUUGUGGUGUGGAUCGAGUUUCUGAGCCGAAUCAAUAAGGGGAAAUCAUUCUUCAAUUUUAUGCAUUUUUGGUCUUGUUUUCUUUUCCUUGAAUCUUUACAAAUCCUAAACCAAUUGAUUGUUUGAUUUGAUUUGUAGGUGGAUUUGUUGCACAGGUGCAUUUGUAAGAUGGCUAGUGAAUACCAUAGCAUUGGAAAUUUGGAGGUCAAGGAAGAUGAAAUCAAGGCAGGCAAAGACAGUGCCAUGGGCAUAUACAAAGUUGUUGAAGCCUACCUCUUGGAGAAUCCUCGUGUUUAUGCAUAAUUUGAUUUGUUAUUCCUACAGAGAACCUUAAUUUGUUCCGGCAGCAUCAUUCUCCAAUCUCCACGACUCUUCCAGAAAUGGAGAAACCUCGAGUCACAGAGAUACAGGUUCGGAUGGACUGCAAUGGCUGCGUGCAGAAGAUAAAGAAGGCCUUGCAUGGCAUCAAUGGUAUAUAUGAUCUCUACGUUGAUUUUCCUCAGCAAAAGAUAACAAUAAUUGGGUUGGCAGAUCCUCAAAAAAUAGCCAAAGCCAUUAAGAAAACAAGAAAAACUGCAAUCAUUUGUUCACAUUCAGAACCAUCUGAUGAUCAACCAUCAGAACCAGCACCAGAUGGUGGAGAACCUGAGUCCACUAACCAGCCCACGGCAGAAGCAGCCCCACAAGCCGAGGCACCAAAAGAAUCACCACUCCCAGAAAAUCCACCAUCUGAAGCUGCUAAUGGUACUCCAACAAACCAGCCUCCACUUCAACCAAAAGAUAUCGAAGAAAUUCAUGUGAUCCACCACCACGCACCAGAUGGAUGGGGCUAUGGCUAUAGUGAACAAGGGAAUCAACAUGGUAGAGUCGAGCAGUCUCAGGCUCACAGUUACAAUGCCUACAAGCCAACACCUUAUGUGACAGAUUAUGCAUAUAUCAACAGGCUGUCGCCACCUGCCCACUCACAAUAUUACAAUAGGCCUGCAGAUCAAUACACAUACACUAACGAGGAGAAUCGAGCUGGAUCCAAUGGAAAUAUUACUUCAAUUUUUAGCGAUGAAAAUCCAAAUGCAUGCAGAAUAGUCUAGUUUUUGUGGAGACAAAUAUAAUCACCAAACAUUCGUUUCGUUGGCAAUAAUAAUAUAUUGAGAUUAGUACAUAUGUUACUAGUUUGAGAGAUGAAAUUAAUGGAUUGUGAGUGUUCAAAGAAUUUAUUCUGUUGUGGACUAAUGUAUGAUACCAAAGAUUCCUAAUAAAGCUAUAUUUUUUUUUUCCCAGAAUCAUAUUCCUGGGGAGGUGGAUAA